Rhopalosiphum padi (bird cherry-oat aphid) is the source of this 1740-nucleotide messenger RNA. RefSeq lists its product as uncharacterized. The annotation marks the transcript as partial. The transcript has a single exon. The record is from RefSeq and is a predicted model, not a curated record. Gene Ontology annotation, molecular function: nucleic acid binding; zinc ion binding. NCBI's taxonomy places the organism in Eukaryota, Metazoa, Arthropoda, Insecta, Hemiptera, Aphididae.
UACGAUGAAGAAGACUCAUACGUAGAGUCAGAUGAAAUUAACAUAAUCCCAUCAUGCACAGAAUAUGAUGGAGAUUUUGAUUCCUUGGAAGAACAGGAAGACAUAGACUCUGACCUAGAUGAUACUGAAAAGACGAUGCGUCUAACUAGACCUUUCAACAUCGGCGCGCCGGUAGGAAGGAGAUGCCCCAAAAACAGAUCUACAGCAAGACAAGACCCAGAAACAACCAUAGGACAGUAUGAGGUGUUGGAGAGCAAAUCAGUCCUCAGACUUAGAGGAGGUGCCAAAAGCACCUCAGGAGACAGUGAAAGUAAUCAGAUGGAAACGGAUUCCCAGAACGCCACCAACAAAAGGAACCUUGAAACUUCACCAAACGAUAGCACUCCAAUUAACCCGAGCAAGCUACGAAAAGAACAAUCAACUGGAAUUCCAAAGGAUGAGAUGGAAAAAGCUUGCUUCUACCAAAGAAAAGCAAGGGAAAUGACUAUGUACUUUGAAAAGUUCAAGACUUCAACCAAAAAGAAGCUGAACGCAUCUAAUAACUCGGAAUUAGACAAAGGAGUAGAACUAAUGAACGAUCUAGUUACUGAACUAUGCUUAGAGAAUAUUCAGUAUAUAGGCAGAUAUACAGAAUUAAAAAGAAUGUAUGAUGAACUAGAGGACAGCAGAAAGAAGGUGGGAUUCGUAUCACCCCUCCCACCAUCAACUGCCAGGAGGAACAUAGCAGAAGACAUUCUGACCACGGACACGGAAAUGGAGACAACCAAAAAGAAAAGAAAGUCGAAGAAGAAGAAAAAGAAAAACACAGUAGCCACAGAUAAAGAAGGUUCAACAUCAGCAGCAAGACCCCAGGCCCACACUACGGAUACAGAUGCCCCAAACUCGGGCGCAGAAACAUCUAGGUCUAUGGUGAGAACAUCCAGUAGCAGGGGCAAGAAGGAAAGAGAAAAAGAAAUACUUAAUAAAUGCAGAGAACAGACUGUCCCAGUCAAAUUUAUAGUCAACACAGGAGACAAAACAACGGAAGAGACAAAGAAGUUACUGUGGACACAAGUUGUCUCGAAAAACAAAGCUUCAAAAAUAAAGGACUCUGUAGUACUUAGCGGAGGAGAUCUCAUGAUCACACCAGCAGAUGACACAACUAGGGAGGUAAUGGAAUCACUGGCUAAAGAAGGAUUCGGAAUACAAAAAACAGGUGCAUUUCUCCCAAAGAUAAUAAUCUAUGAUGUUGAGAAGGACGUAAGACCAGAUGAAUUGGCAAGAACAAUUAUUGAACAAAACCCAGAACUUGGAAUUGACCUGUCAGACAAGGACAAAAUACAACCUAAGUUCAAAAGGGGCCCAAGGGACAAGGAGAUUGUUCACUGGGUCUGCGAGGUCAGACCAGAAAUAUUUAAAAAAGUUAUAGACAGAAGCGUUUACAUUGGAUACUCGGCAUGCAGGGUAAAGGAAUUCUUGGACGUUUCGAUAUGUUAUAGAUGUCAGAAGUAUGGACACAUUGCGGCCAAGUGCAGGGCUACCGAGAUGGUGUGUUCAUACUGCGCCGAAACGGGACAUAAAGUAGAGGAGUGCAAGAACAAGUAUAAACCACCUAAGUGUGCCAAUUGCGGAGAGGCAUACACAUCUCACCACAAGGCAUGCUCUAUGAAGGUUACGAAGAUCAGAACCAAUGUCCGUAAUAAAGAUUAUGGUCAGCAGCUGGACGAAAACAGCUUCGAGGACGCGUUUAUACUAACUUGA